AUGGGGCGGCUUCCUUUGGUUCCCCUGUCCAAGGCGAGGGAGAGAGAGAGUUACGAGGAGAGAGAAGCAGAGGAGAAUGAGAAGAAGGCAGGAGAAAGAAGGGAAGGGGAAAAAGGCGGCGCGGUGGUGCUUGAGCACCGGGCAAAGUCGCCGGCGUGGCGAAUAGCAGCGCAGGGAGACAGGGUCGAGCGCUCUUGCUCGGGGCCUCGGCAACAACUUGGUGGGAUCGAGGGGAGGAGAAAGUGGAUCUGGCAAGCGGCGGCAGAUUCAAGACCAGAUACCUGGUCCAGAAUCCAGAUAGCCACCUUCUUCUUCCUCUGCAAGCCGGGGCAGAUUCACCCACUCCGUACAGCAGUAUUCCCUCGACCUCGCCCUCGCCCCAGCCGACCGGACUGGGAAAGCGAGAGCGAGAUGCCGACGCUGACGAAGCUGUACAGCAUGAAGGAGGCCGCCCUCCACAACACCCCCGACGACUGCUGGAUCGUCGUCGACGGCAAGAUUUAUGAUGUGACCGCGUAUUUGGAUGACCAUCCUGGGGGUGCUGAUGUGCUGCUUGCCGUGACUGGUAUGGAUGGCACCGAGGAAUUUGAAGAUGCGGGCCACAGCAAGGAUGCCAAGGAGUUGAUGAAAGAUUACUUCAUUGGGGAGUUGGACUUGGACGAAACACCUGACAUGCCUGAGAUGGAGGUUUUCAGGAAAGAGCAGGACAAGGACUUCGCCAGCAAGCUGGCGGCUUACGCUGUGCAGUACUGGGCCAUUCCGGUAGCAGCAGUUGGGAUAUCAGCCGUGCUUGCUAUAUUGUAUGCUCGAAGGAAGUGA
This is a messenger RNA of Triticum turgidum subsp. durum (durum wheat), 819 nucleotides long. Lineage: Eukaryota; Viridiplantae; Streptophyta; Magnoliopsida; Poales; Poaceae. The record is from the annotation of a GenBank genome assembly.